Molecule: messenger RNA, 1863 nt
Organism: Cornus florida
Lineage: Eukaryota; Viridiplantae; Streptophyta; Magnoliopsida; Cornales; Cornaceae
Product: protein WHAT'S THIS FACTOR 9, mitochondrial
Exons: 1
Coding region: 161-1408 (415 amino acids)
Molecular function (GO): RNA binding
Source: RefSeq, a predicted model, not a curated record
CUGACCGUAACCAAAAGUUGAAUAUAGAUUUACAACCGCGAAUAAAACCGAAUCCUAUCCAUGAUUACUGCCAUCCAAACAGGGCCUAACAGAAUUUAAACCCCACCUGACAAACACCAUAAACCCUAAUAACCGUUACCAAAAUAACCAGCCCUACACAAUGUUCUUCAAUCAAACAAACCCUAGAAAUCUGAAUACCCUACUCUUCUUCGCUUCUCAAUCAUCAAUCGUUUCCCUCCUAUACAAACACCCACCUGCUUAUAUAUACACCCAGAAGCACAACUAUGUAGAUGUGUACAUGAAAUUGAAGAAAGAACGCUACUUUGAUUCAAUCGAGUCCGUCCACAAAUCCAUCGAACUCAAGCCCAUAAUCGCUCUCAAAAACUGUAUCACCGCCGCACACGACGGUUGUAUUCCGAUCUCCGCCGUGUCGAAGCGAGGUUACGAAUUAGGGGUACCCAUUAAUGUUGCUAGGUUUCUUAGACAAUACCCAUCUGUUUUUGAGGAGUUCACUGGACCCCAAUACAAUCUUCCAUGGUUUAGGCUCACCCCAGAAGCUGUGGAGCUCGAUAGAGCAGAGUGUGAGGUUUAUAGGCAUUGUAAGGUUGAUCUUCAAGCGAGGUUGAAGAAGUUGAUACUGAUGAGUGUCGAGAAAAGGUUGCCAAUGAAGAUAAUUCAGGGAAUGCAGUGGUAUUUGGGUUUGCCGGAUGAAUUUUUGCGAGACCCGGAGGCGAAUCUUGAUGGGUGUUUCAGAGUUGUGGAGGUGGAAGAUGGGUUGAAGGGUUUGGCUGUUGAGAGUGAUGAAAGGGUUUUGUCUGUAAUGCAGAAAAAUGUGAUGAAGAGAGGGGGAUAUAGUGGGGAACCAAUGGAGGCUAUUGCAUUUCCGUUUUUUCCCUCAAAGGGUUUGAGGUUGAAGAGAAAGAUUUCAGAUUGGUUGGAUGAAUUUCAAAAGGUUCCAUAUGUUUCACCAUAUGAGGAUAACUUGGAUUUUAAUCGGGAUAGUGAUAUCGCGGAGAAACGGGUUGUGGGUGUUCUUCAUGAGUUGCUCAGUCUCUUUGUUGAGCAUGCUGCUGAGAGGAAGAAGUUUUUGUGCCUCCGGAAGUAUUUGGGUUUGCCGCAGAAAGUCCACAAGGCAUUUGAGAGGCAUCCUUUCAUGUUUUACUUGUCUUUGAUGAAUAAAACUUGUACUGCCAUACUAAAAGAAGCUUACUGUGAUAAGUCUGCUAUCGAAGCCCAUCCUCUCACGAAGGUGAGGAAGAAAUACAUUAGUCUUAUCAAAGAAUCCCAGGUUAUUUUAAAAAGUAGGAGGCUGAGGAACCAGUCUGUCGAUCAUGGAAAUGUGAAUAUGAAGUUGGACUUGGAUUGUGUGGAUGAGGACACGACUGAAGUGGCAGAGGAUUCUUUGUAAAUAGUUUUUGAAGUUCCAUAGAACAGGUAGUAUACAGAUUUAAGAAAAAGGCGCCGUCUCUAGAAUCAAUGAAAGGGGGUUUAUCAGUGGAAAACACAGAAAUGGAGUCUUAGCAGAGGAUAUUUAGUUUGACCAAAAGUAAAGAAGAAUGCUCAAACUAGAACUCAUGGACAGCACUUCAAGUUGGCAAUAGUGGGCUAGCUGAUUUUUUGACAUAUUACACUCCUUGAGUACUUGAUAGGAAGUGUUAGAUCCGACUGGGCUGAAAGUGCAACACGGGGCAGCUGUCAAUACUAAUAAUUGAUCCAGGAUAAUGGUCGCGUGCCCCAAUUUUUCUUCUUCUUUUCUUUUAUUUUCUUUUCUUUUAUUUUCUUUUCUUUUUGUAAGUCUGUGUGAUUAGAUGUAUUUUGAUGCUGUACACUUACUUUGUCAAUUCAACAGUUUCACAUCCUUGA